AUGGCAACCGGCUCAGGGAGAUAUCUGCGUUAUAUACUGUUUGCUGUUUUCGGAAUUACCAUCAUCUACUUUAUUUCGACCUCGUCACUGCCCUCCUAUGCACAGCCGCUGACUUCGGGUACCGCCUUCUCAUGGGAACGUCCCGGAGAGUCCAAGUCGAGUACGAGCGCCGAGGAUCUCGUUCAUCUGCCGGAAACCACCCCUGCGGCAGAUAUUUCACAAUCUGUAGAAACAACAACGCCUAAUGUUGUCCCCACUAUUCCUUCAGAACUCUCAUCUUCUGCUCCAGGAGAACGAGUGAAUGCGACGUUUGUGACUCUGGCAAGAAACACCGAUAUCUGGGAGAUUGCCCGCUCAAUCAGACAAGUGGAAGACCGGUUCAACAGGAACUACAACUAUGACUGGGUCUUUUUGAAUGACAAACCGUUCGAUGAGAACUUCAAGAAGGUCACAACUUCUCUCGUCUCGGGCAAGACACACUAUGGCGAGAUUCCAGUCGAACACUGGUCCUUCCCGUCAUGGAUCGACCAGAAAAAAGCUGAGGCGGUCCGAGAAGACAUGCGCCGGAGGAAGAUCAUCUAUGGCGACUCGGUCAGUUAUCGGCACAUGUGUCGGUUCGAGUCAGGUUUCUUCUUUCGUCAUCCACUGCUCCAGCAAUUCGAGUACUACUGGCGAGUCGAGCCCAGCGUUGAGUUAUUCUGCGACAUCCAUUAUGAUCCUUUCCGGUACAUGAAGGAGAACAAGAAGAAGUACAGCUUCGUCCUGAGUCUGUACGAAUAUGUCGAGACCAUUCCGACGUUAUGGGAUAGCACGAAGAAGUUCAUCAAGGCGCACCCUGAACAUAUCUCCCCAGACAACUCAAUGGGAUUUUUGAGUGACGACGGAGGUGAGACGUACAACAAGUGCCAUUUUUGGUCAAACUUUGAGAUUGGUAACCUUGACUGGCUUCGAUCUAAGCCUUACCUCGACUUCUUCGAAACCCUCGACAAAGACGGCGGUUUCUUCUACGAACGUUGGGGCGACGCUCCGGUGCACUCCAUCGCUGCUGGUCUACUUCUGAGGAAGGACGAGAUCCACUUUUUCAACGACAUUGCCUACUAUCACGUCCCCUUUACGCACUGUCCGACAGGAGACGACGUGCGCCAGAAACUCCGCUGCCACUGUAAUCCGGCCGACAAUUUCGAUUGGAAGCCGUACAGCUGUACUUCUCGGUUUUUUGACCUCAACAAGCUUAAGAAGCCUGAGGGAUGGGAAGCUCAGGUAUGA
Messenger RNA from Fonsecaea pedrosoi CBS 271.37, 1266 nucleotides. RefSeq lists its product as uncharacterized. Lineage: Eukaryota; Fungi; Ascomycota; Eurotiomycetes; Chaetothyriales; Herpotrichiellaceae. Gene Ontology annotation, cellular component: Golgi apparatus; membrane. Bases 1 to 1266 code for a protein of 421 amino acids. The transcript has 3 exons. The record is from RefSeq and is a predicted model, not a curated record. Gene Ontology annotation, biological process: protein O-linked glycosylation; protein N-linked glycosylation; cell wall mannoprotein biosynthetic process. Gene Ontology annotation, molecular function: alpha-1,2-mannosyltransferase activity.